UGGACGGAGUACAGCGCCGUGGGCAAGCGGAUUCCUGGAACGCGGUUCAUUGCUUUUAAGGUUCCGUUGCAAAAAAUAUUUGACCGCAAGCUGGCAACUGGGCAGAGGUUCUCACCUACCAACCUUAUCAUUGAAAUUAAGAAGCAGAAUGAGGAGCUGGGACUUGUUGUGGAUCUGACGUGUACCAAGCGGUACUAUACGCCAAUGGAGUUUCCAGCAAUGGUACAGUAUGCAAAAAUCUUCACAGCUGGAAAGAAAGUGCCUUCUGAUGAUGUUAUCCAUGAGUUUAAAAGCAUUGUGAAGCAGUUUCUGAGUGAGAACCCUGACAAUGAUAAACUCAUUGGCGUUCACUGUACACAUGGGUUGAACAGGACAGGAUAUUUGGUUUGCAGGUAUAUGAUUGAUGUUCUUGGUAUGGUGCCAUCUGAAGCUAUAGAAAUUGGGAACCUAGAGUAUCUGCACCUUCAUUUUCCCAGCUAACCAGGGCAGUAUAUACCUGGACCUCAAUACGGCUUCCAACAGAUGGGCGAAAGACCACCUGGGUUUCCCUUUGCCAGUCAUGGCCCCAGGCUUCCUCCUCCAGGCUUUCCACAUCCUCAUAUCCCAGGACAUCACACCCCACACACAGAAGAAAAUCAACAGCAACAUUUUAGAGGACGACCAGGAAGACACCGACACUAUCCCAAGAGAUACUUUGCCCAGCAGCCGGAUGAUAGACCCAUGA
Messenger RNA from Staurois parvus, 724 nucleotides. The record is from the annotation of a GenBank genome assembly. Lineage: Eukaryota; Metazoa; Chordata; Amphibia; Anura; Ranidae.